AUGAAGAUGUACUAUAAAGGCUGGGAUAAAUCGAAGUGGUGCGAAUUUCAUAGGGAUUACGGUCACAUAACUGAAGACUGCAAAGACCUCAAGGACGGGAUUGAAGACCUCAUUAGAAGAGGAUAUGUCACCCAGUACCAAGCAAGGGUCGACCGAAAAUCUCCAUCCAGAGAAGAUGAAAACAACAACAGAAGGCCAGUCAAAGACAGGAUCACUGAAAUCCAUGUUAUCACGGGUGGACCGACAAGAGGUGGAAGCAUACAUGGGGCCAAAGCUAGCUUGAAGGAGGUCAGGCACCAAGUGAACUACCACAACGCAGGGAAGUGGUCGGCACCCCCAGCCAUGUCGUCUAUGGCUUUUACGUCAGAGGACGCCAAGGGCAUUGUCUAUCCCCAUGAUGAUCCCCUGGUAGUAUCUCUUCACAUAUGA
Beta vulgaris subsp. vulgaris (sugar beet) is the source of this 429-nucleotide messenger RNA. RefSeq lists its product as uncharacterized. Bases 1 to 429 code for a protein of 142 amino acids. Lineage: Eukaryota; Viridiplantae; Streptophyta; Magnoliopsida; Caryophyllales; Amaranthaceae. The record is from RefSeq and is a predicted model, not a curated record. The transcript has a single exon.